Messenger RNA from Neospora caninum, 321 nucleotides. RefSeq lists its product as hypothetical. Gene Ontology annotation, biological process: DNA-templated transcription; termination of RNA polymerase III transcription. Bases 1 to 321 code for a protein of 106 amino acids. The transcript is spliced from 2 exons. NCBI's taxonomy places the organism in Eukaryota, Apicomplexa, Conoidasida, Eucoccidiorida, Sarcocystidae. Gene Ontology annotation, cellular component: RNA polymerase III complex. The record is from RefSeq and is a predicted model, not a curated record. Gene Ontology annotation, molecular function: nucleic acid binding; DNA-directed RNA polymerase activity; zinc ion binding.
AUGGCGCUCUUUUGUCCGACUUGCCACAACAUGCUGCUCGUUCGGCAGGAAGUGACGAUGCAGUUUCACUGUCAAACGUGUCCCUACGUCUUCAACAUCAAGGAAAAACUGACCAGGAAAUUGCCCUUGACUCCUAAGAAGGCAGACGAACCUCUCGAUGAACAUCAAGAAGCUUCUCGCGGCGCAAAGGCACCAGCUUCUUGCCCCAAGUGUUCGCACACAGAAGCGUAUUUCUACGAGAUCCAAAUUCGCUCGGCAGACGAGCCGAUGACUGCUUUCUACUGUUGCUGCAAUUGCCGCUUCCGGUGGAGGGAAAAUUAA